Alternaria atra is the source of this 984-nucleotide messenger RNA. RefSeq lists its product as uncharacterized. NCBI's taxonomy places the organism in Eukaryota, Fungi, Ascomycota, Dothideomycetes, Pleosporales, Pleosporaceae. Bases 1 to 984 code for a protein of 327 amino acids. The record is from RefSeq and is a predicted model, not a curated record. The transcript is spliced from 2 exons. Gene Ontology annotation, molecular function: nitronate monooxygenase activity.
AUGGCUGUUGAAGUAUCCAAAGCCGGCGGAAUUGGUUUCAUAGGCGCAGGAACAGAUGUCUCGGAUCUAGCGUCUCAUAUUGGCCACGCGAAGGAACUACUCAAAAGUACUACAUUGCAGAAGCAAAAUGGUAUCUUGCCCAUCGGCAUUGGGUUCAUCAAUUGGGGCGCGAAUCUCGAAAUGGCUAUCCCCAUCAUCGCACAACACCGGCCAGCAGCAGUAUGGUUCUUUGCUCCUUCCUCCACAGCCUCACUUGUACAAUGGGCAGAAAAAAGCAGAGCUGCAUCUCCAGAAACAAAGAUCUGGGUACAAGUGGGUAGUGUCCAAGAAGCUGUCGAAGCGGUAAAACAAGUACAACCAGAUGUGCUCGUCGUGCAAGGAACAGAUGCAGGAGGUCACGGCCUGGUAAAAGGAGCAAGUAUAGUAACCUUGCUACCAGAAGUCAACGACACCAUCGAUGCGUGUUUGCAGAAAGAAGACCACACUCGACAAAAACCUGUGCUCCUAGCCGCAGGAGGAAUAUCCGAUUCUCGCACCUUCGCCGCUGCCCUCACCCUUGGCGCCUCGGGCUGUAUCCUAGGGACGCGUCUCCUUGCUACGCCAGAAGCCAAUAUAACUCAGGGUUACCGUUCCGCCGUCCUGCGCACCACUGACGGCGGACAGAGCACCGUCCGCACCAAAGUCUACGAUUCUCUGCGUGGCACAAAUUGGGCUGAGACACACAAUGCGCGUGGGAUUAUUACUCAGAGCUAUGUGGAUGCGGUGGACAAGGGGAUGAGUCAGGAGGAAAAUACGAGGUUGUAUAAGGAGGAGAUGGGCAAGGGUGAUGAGGGGUGGAGAGAGCAUGGGGGGAGAAUGACGGCAUAUGCGGGGAGUGGAGUGGGGUUGGUUAAGGAGGUUAUGCCAGCUGGGGACGUGGUUAGAGAGGUUAGGGGUGGGGUUGUGGAUGUGUUGGAGGAGGUGAGGAGGAGGGCGAGAUUGUAG